Molecule: messenger RNA, 861 nt
Organism: Aspergillus fijiensis CBS 313.89
Lineage: Eukaryota; Fungi; Ascomycota; Eurotiomycetes; Eurotiales; Aspergillaceae
Exons: 5
Coding region: 1-861 (286 amino acids)
Source: RefSeq, a predicted model, not a curated record
AUGAUUACACUCAUUGUCGGAUUGGUCUUUGUGAUAGUGAUUGCAGCUGUCAACCUCGCCUGUAUUCACCAUGGGAUGGGCCGCCACACGUCCCGCAUUCCACCGUCCGAUCUAGUCAUUUUCUCCCAGCUCCUAUACGCGUUCGAGCCUCUCUACAUCACCACGGUCGGCAUCAUCAAAAUCUCCGUUCUUCUGAUGUAUCAUCGCAUCUUUCCAGUCCGUCUCAUCCGCUUUGCGGGCAUCAUCCUCGCUACCAUCACUGUCGCCUGGGUCAUAGCCGUCGACCUUGUCGCCAUCUUUCAGUGCAUGCCCCUGGAGAAAGCGUACAAUACCACCCUGGCUGGUCACUGCAUAGACCUCAAAGCCGCGUUGAUCGGCAAUGGGGUUCCGAACUUCGUCACGGACAUCUGCAUCCUCGCCCUACCCGGUCAGCUCAUCUGGAAAAUCCACGCAGGUUUCAGCCAGAGGAUCUCAAUCUUGCUUGUCUUCCUGAGCGGGAGUUUUGUCGUGUUCGCCAGCAUUUACCGAUUUAGUCUUAUCUUCUCCUUCGAGAUUAAUGAUAUCGCUUGGACCCUUGCCGACGCGGAAACGUGGUGUGUCGUGGAGACUGCAGCGGGCGUGAUCCCUGCUUGUUUACCGACUGUGAUCCCCAUGAUCAAGCAUACUUGUUGUGGCCUUGUUCAUUUGCUUUCUCAGACCGCGUACUCGGAUGGAGGGGUAGAGGAUAUGCUAUCCUGUGAGCCAGGAAGAAGUACAUAUGUGGGAGAGGUUCGUGUGGAUCAGGACCAUUCCUUCAAUUGGCAGCAGAGGUUUGCACUGGAGCGAUUAGAGAACAUGCAGAGGAUAGUACCUCGCAGCUGA